CUAAAACCAUUAAAUAUAUCCCCGAUUCUUCCGAUAUCUUCCGACCAGCGUCGAGGCUUAGUGACUGCUAUCUCUUAUCUUAAGCUUCGAAGGGUAAUUUUCGUGUUGGCUGAUGCUUCUGAAGAAGUAUUCCAAAUUUGAUGUCAACAUGAAAGUCGUUAUUGAAACUCCAACUCGCAACAGGACUCCAUGGGAAGCUGUGUACGCUUUUCGGCAGGGCCGAAAACUUGUGAAACCAACAUUCCAAGGAAGAGUUUACAACUUUCUAGAAAGACCAAAAGACUGGCGAUCCGUUUCAUAUCACUGUUUUAUAUAUUUCACCAUUAUUGCAUCCAUGUUACUGAGUGUUUUGACAACAGUAGCUGAAAACAAAGUGCCAUACUCCAAAGCUGUAUUUGUAGUUGAAUUCGUGCUCGUCACCGUCUUCGGUGUGGAAUAUCUAGCCAGGGUCUGGUCAGCCGGAUGCCGAAGCAAAUAUUUAGGAUUUUGGGGCCGAUUGAAGUUUGUCACUCGACCCAUAUGUAUCAUAGAUCUCGUCAUCAUCAUUUCUUCUUUCUUUGUGAUAAUUAUUGGUUCGGAUGGGAGCAUGUUCGGAGCUCAAGCAGCUAGGGGCAUACGUUUUGUGCAGAUUCUUCGGAUGCUUCACAUAGAUCGUGAAGGGGGCUGUUGGCGAUUACUAGGAUCUGUUAUAAUGGAGCACAGACAAGAAAUGUUCACCGCUCUUUACAUAGGGUUUUUAGGCUUAAUAUUCUCAUCCUACUUCAUGUUCCUCAUAGAAAAAGACGCCAUCAUUGACAACAUGCCAUCUACGCAGUUUGCCACUUACGCUGAUGCACUGUGGUGGGGUGUUGUGACCAUGAUGACCAUUGGAUAUGGUGAUAAAGUUCCUCUUACCUGGUCGGGGCGUUUAUUAGCGUGUGCUUCAGCUUUACUCACAGUUUCGUUUUUCGCUCUUCCAGCUGGUAUUCUUGGCUCUGGUUUUGCUCUAAAAGUACAGCAACAACAAAGGCAAAAGCACUUUAGUCGUCAAAUUCCUGCUGCAGCAACUCUUAUCCAGACUCUGUGGAGAUGUUAUGCCGCUGAUAAAAAUUUCACGUCAGUAGCUACCUGGAAAAUCCACUUGAAAAGUCCAGUCAGCUCGAACACUAAGUACAACAAAACCAUGGCUGCUUUAAGAAGGCGACGGCCGAAGUCGAAAAUGGAGAUGGAAAAGAAUGAUUAUAAUGAGCGUAAAACGUACGGAGAGAUAGCUGUAAAUCUUGAAGCGCCCAAAUCAGGCCUCCACCAAUCUAGAAGUGUGCCAGACAUGAUGAUUUCGCUGCAUGAUGACUUACUGAAGAAAGAUGGCUCGCCAAAUUCAAAGCAUCAGGCAAUGUAUCCUAAUGAUGAGUACCCUUCAGACAAUGUGUUUGAUGACGACCCUGCUGAUCCAAGAAGUUUAACUCAACUUUCUGAAGCACACAAAAAUGCCAUACGAGCUCUAAGAAAAAUUAAAUACUUCGUUGCCAAAAGAAAAUUUCAGCAAGCUCGUAAACCUUAUGAUGUUGGGGAUGUUAUAGAGCAGUAUUCUCAAGGACAAAUAAGCAUGAAUGUUAGACUAAAAGAACUUCAUAGGAGAAUGGAUCAGAUGCUGGGUAAAUCUGGAAGCCUGUUACUUGGAAGAAACGGGAAACCUACAACGAUUGGAGAAAAGCUUCAGCAAAUGGAUCAGCAAAUGCAAAACAUGGACAGAAAAAUGGAUAGCAUCAAUAUUGCUGUGCACACUAUUGCAAGAGAGCUUCAGACCAUAUUGAAAACUGAAAAAUAACCUAAUGCUUCCAGUACAAGAAGUACAGUAACCUGUUUUCAGUAUUAUAAUAACAAUGCUGAUCUGGAUACUUGGAGUACCAAUACUGUUUUACUUCCACCACUUCUAAAAUUUCUAACAUUUUACAAUUUUUCUAGAAAUUGGACUUUUAAUGUGAUUUUUAAUCUUGAUCAAUAUACUGUAACAAAUAAUGUUUAACGUCACGUGUUAACAUUUCAUGUUUAGAAUUUGAAAUUCUGAAUGUUUCGCAUGUUUUAUAGCUGUGAUAACCAAUUUUGCCAUACAUCAUUUUGUACUUGUACAGUUAUGUUUCGAAUUUGUGAUUUGUCAAAAUGUUAUAGUUUAUGUAUUAUUGUGUAUGUCUUUUUACGACAUUUAUUUGAAGAACAUAGUUGUAUAUAUGUAAGUUUAAGAA
Uloborus diversus is the source of this 2222-nucleotide messenger RNA. Its product is annotated as potassium voltage-gated channel subfamily KQT member 1-like. NCBI's taxonomy places the organism in Eukaryota, Metazoa, Arthropoda, Arachnida, Araneae, Uloboridae. Gene Ontology annotation, molecular function: voltage-gated potassium channel activity. The record is from RefSeq and is a predicted model, not a curated record. Gene Ontology annotation, biological process: transmembrane transport; potassium ion transport. The transcript is spliced from 17 exons. The coding region runs from base 113 to 1807 and encodes 564 amino acids. Gene Ontology annotation, cellular component: membrane.